AGGAGAGAGACGAGAGAGAGAGAGAGAGACGAGAGAGACGACGUGACACAGACGACGCUAGCAAUCGAUGUUUCUGAAAACCUCGUUCACCACGCUGAUCGUGGGGGUGUUUGUGGUGUACGUGCUCCACACCUGCUGGGUGAUGUACGGGAUAGUGUACACUAAACCCUGCGACCACCCCAAAGGUGACAACUGUAUCACGCCCUUCCUGGCUGGAAACCCGAAAUUACAGUUGAGUAUCUACACUGCACUGCGGCCCAAUGCAGAGGGCGGACAUACCCUGAUCCACAAAGAGGACGAAUUUGAUGUCGACGGCAAGUUUGAGAGGAUAGUGAAUGUCUCCCUCCCUAAGAAGACCCGUAACAAUGGAACAUUAUAUGCACUAAUAUUUGUCCAUCAAGCCGGCGUCACUCCGUGGCAGGAUCAACGACAGGUCCACUUGGUGGCUCAGCUCACCACCUACAUGGUUCCUAAACCGCCUGAGAUCUCUUUGAUAUCCGGAGAGGAUCAAACAAAGGGUCAGAAAGAAGAAGCCCAGAAGAAGAAACAGGGAGAUGGCAACCCCGCGGCAGGGGGUGGAGCUGGAGGUGGACCCACCUCUUCGUCAGUUCACCCAGCUUCCCAUUGGCGCUCCCGCCUGACACUGAACAUUGUCAGCGACCACUUCAUGUUUGACAGAGAAUACCUUCCUAGUGAUGUCCACAGAUACCUCAGAGUAUUCCAAAAUGGUAAGAAAAUGGUUUAUCUACCUCUGCUGUUUGUUGAUGAGCUCAGCAACCGGGUCAAGGACCUUGUGGAGAUCAACAGUACCUCCAUGGAGCUCCCUCUGACCAUCUCCUACGAUUCUAUCUCUCUGGGAAGGCUAAGAUUCUGGAUCCACAUGCAAGACGCUGUUUUCUCUCUGCAGCAGUUUGGUUUCACAGAAAAGGAUGCUGAUGAGAUUAAAGGAAUCUUUGUGGAUACUAACCUGUACUUCCUGGCUCUCACCUUCUUUGUGGCUGCCUUCCAUCUGCUCUUUGACUUCCUGGCGUUCAAGAACGACAUCAGCUUCUGGAAACAGAAGAAAAGCAUGGUGGGAAUGUCCAGCAAAGCAGUGCUCUGGCGAUGUUUCAGCACCAUUGUGAUUUUCCUCUAUUUGUUUGACGAGCAGACCAGCCUGCUUGUCCUCAUUCCUGCUGGAAUCGGCUCGAUCAUUGAAGUAUGGAAAGUGAAGAAGGCCCUCAAGAUUCAGGUUUUCUGGAAAGGAGGCAAACCAACAUUCCUGUUUGGGCAAUUAGAUGAAUCAGAGAGGAGAACAGAAGAGUACGAUACACUGGCCAUGAAGUACCUCUCAUUCCUCCUUUACCCAUUGUGUAUCGGAGGGGCUGUGUACGCUCUAAUAUUCCUGCGAUAUAAGAGUUGGUACUCGUGGUUGAUCAACAGUUUGGUUAAUGGUGUAUAUGCCUUUGGCUUCCUCUUCAUGCUUCCUCAACUGUUUGUCAACUAUAAGCUGAAAUCUGUGGCCCACCUGCCCUGGAAAGCCUUUAUGUACAAGGCAUUCAAUACCUUUAUCGACGAUGUGUUUGCCUUCAUCAUCACGAUGCCAACGUCCCACAGACUGGCCUGUUUCAGAGAUGAUGUGGUGUUUCUCAUUUACCUUUACCAGAGAUGGCUCUACCCAGUGGACAAAACAAGAGUAAAUGAAUAUGGAGUUUCUUAUGACGAAGAACCCAAAGGAAAGUCCCACAAGGACUAGAGAGGAAGGACGGGUUAUUGGCUUCCAUGAUCUUGUAUCUGCGGGUUUAGUCUGCGGUCCACUGGUAUCCACUAAUCUCAUUUGGUAUCAGCUGAGCUGGUUUAAUGGUCCAGAGGCACCUGGAAAAAUAUUUUUCUGUUUCUGGUCAGUUAGUUGUAAAUGGACCAGGCGCAUCAACAUCCUUGUGGUUUUUGACUUUUCCAUCCCGUCCCAUAGUGUAAAGUGUUAAAAGGUCAACAUCUGCUAAUCUGCCUUUUGCAGUCCGGAGAGGUUUUUUGUUUUGUUUUGUGGUAUGUGACGGGAAAGGUUAGGCCAGUCAGAUAAAACUCUUCCGUUUAAAACUGACGACCUGGAGCAAAUGUGUUUCCGAUUGGUGUGAAUGGCCGGCACCCUGCUCCAGACUAUGACUGUCUACCACAGGUACAGGCACUGCUCAGCUCUUGUAUGAAAGAGUACACUGAUGAUGACUAUAGUCAUUCUUCUAUAGCACAUAUUGGUGUUAACUUCAAGCCUUCUCAGCUAUAAAAUCCGCUCUUCCUUUUUUUUUUUUUUUUUCAAUUUACGAAACCAGUCACAUUCCAUGUCUAUUGGAACAUCUCCGUCCUUUUCUUAUCAUUGAAGGGUUUUUUAACCUUUUUUACCUACCUGGUUUUCAGCUUUGGGUGUCUGCAAAUACUGACUUGGUUGUGCUAAGCUGCAAGAGAAAAUUAUGAUUUAUUACAUUGGGUUAGACUCCCAUUUUUAGCUGAAGAACCACUGUAAAUAUUGCAAUGUCCAAAAUGGAUUGUUCUGAUUUGAAACAUUUUGAUGUUUACAAAUUCCAAUUAACUGACAUAACAGUACAUUUUGAGAACAUGCUGGUUUAGACUGCUUUGAGGAACCCAUAUCUAAAUAUAUAUUUUUUCCAUAUUAUUAUUCCAUAAGCGCCAAGCCUGAUACAUCAGAGCUUUACAAAAAAUCUGAGUUUUCAAGUCAUAGUUAUAGCUUGGAUUUUGAAAUGAAUUUACAAGUUGGAAACAAGUGGACAUAAUUACGGUAAUUCUGCUAUAACAUGAAAGCUGCAUUAGGCAAAGGUGGGCAGUACUGAGACGUGGACAAAAGGUGGAUGUAUUGUUAGUUCAUUUAAAUAUUACUGAUGCAAAAUGCAAGUGCUUUUCUAGACAUUCUAUGAAAUUAUGUUAAUAGUGUUCAAAUGUUGCUCACUGAAAAUGCUGUUGACAAUUUGCCUCUUAAAAGGUAUCAUUGUGUAGACAAAGUUUUUAUCCCAAAUUCUAAUGCUGACAAAGCUAAUACAUGUUAACCCUGAGACAAAUUCCAAAAUGACGGAGCCUGUUUUAAAGUGAGAACAUAUAUAUAUAUAUAUAUAGGCCCCUUAAAAGCUAACAAAAAAUGUGUCCGAAAUUUCAAAUCUGCAUGUAACUUCCCCCUAUGCACAUAUAGCUGUAAUAGAAGCACAGUAGAGGAUUCCAACUUGUUGUGAUGAAGAGGAUAGAUUACCUGAACGUUCCAGAAUUUUGAGCUGAAGUAGAAGCAGGUAGAUCAUUCUUAUUUGUUGCCAUGGAGAUGGGGAUAAACUGCCUGAACAUUCUAGAAUAUUAAGCUUGAAGGUUCCAGAAUUUGUAGAGUUGAACUGUCUCCUGCUCUGUCCACAUGCUAAACGAUUACUUUUAUAACACUGUAACACAGAAGGGUGCCACUGAAAGCCAUACUGUCCUUUCCAUCCACUCUAGUUUUGUAGUUUUACCUGCUCAAGUAUUUUUUUAAAUAUCAGGGCCAAGAAGAUAUGUUAGUGCCAAAUGUGAGAAUGAUUCCUAAAACUGUUUCUGAGCUUUGUGUGUUCAAGAUAAAGGAUCCAUCUGAUGUUUCUAAGUAGACACUGACAUUGUGGGUGAAACAGUAAAUGGUAAGACUUGAGGAAAGUAUUACUACAUCUAGACUUUCAGUCACAUUUUGUUUUUUCCAUAGUUCUGAUGUUAUGUUGUUUUUUGUUUGUUUGUUUAAAUAGAAAGACUACUUGGGAUCACUACUCCAUUUUCAAAUAUCAAGACAUAUUAGGUCUGUGUACAGCACAGGCUUUCUGUUCCUGUGUAAAUGCAACCAGGAGAUUUGCCAGAAUAUUUGCCUUGAAAUGGUUUUACUUAUUGUAAUCUUUGUGUUUUUGAUUGAGAUGAAAUAAAAUUGACUGACUGAA
Messenger RNA from Morone saxatilis (striped sea-bass), 3926 nucleotides. RefSeq names its product CLPTM1 like (gene clptm1l). The transcript is spliced from 17 exons. The record is from RefSeq and is a predicted model, not a curated record. Lineage: Eukaryota; Metazoa; Chordata; Actinopteri; Moronidae. Gene Ontology annotation, cellular component: membrane; endomembrane system. The coding region runs from base 68 to 1735 and encodes 555 amino acids.